GACUGGUCACACUGUUUCCCAGGUUCCAAAAACAUGUCGUGCACAACACCGCAUAUUUUGAUUAUCGAGCCGUUUUAUGGUGGCAGCCACAAACAGCUGAUAAGCACGCUGAUCGAAGGUCUUAGCUCUGAAGAUUAUGAGAUAUUCAGCCUUCCCGCCAAAAAAUGGCACUGGCGAGCACGAACAUCGGCAUUGCAUUUUUCACAGAUCAUUCCUCUCGACCACGAAUAUCGGAUAUUAUUUUGCAGUUCUGUUUUAAGCCUGGCUGAACUUAUUGGAGUCCGUCCGGAUCUUGCCAAGUGCAGGAAAAUCAUAUACUUUCACGAAAAUCAGCUAAAUUAUCCGGUUCAAGAAGUGAAAACGCGCGAUUGUCAAUACGGACUUAACGAGAUCCUUUCAUGUUUGGCCGCCGAUAUAGUAGUCUUCAAUUCCCAUUUCAAUCGCAUUUCAUUUCUGGAUAACAUUCAACCUUUUCUCAAUAUCCAGCCGGACUUUAAGAUAAAGAACAUUCGCGAAAAAAUUGAGAAGAAAUGUCAAGUCCAAUAUUUUCCAAUCAAGUUUUCAAACUUGCCCAACAACCGACGGAUUGAAAAAACGGAGAGUAUAGGUAUGAAUAAGGAUCAGGAGGUCCUGCACCUUAUAUGGCCACAUCGUUGGGAGCAUGACAAGAAUCCAAACUUAUUAGUAGAGGCCCUCUUAGAACUUAAUAAUCGUAACGUCGACUUUAAGGUGACUAUAUGUGGUGAGAACUACAAGGAAAUCCCGAAGGCCUUCGAAAAUAUACAAGAACAUUUGGGUGAUAAACUAGUAAACUUUGGUCAUCUGAAUCGGGAGGAUUACAUGGAGACGCUGAUCACCGGCGACAUUGUUAUUUCAACUGCCGACCACGAAUUUUUUGGCGUAGCCAUGCUGGAGGCAACCUUCUGCGGAUGCUAUCCCAUUGCACCCAAUAAAUUGGUGUACCCGGAAAUCUAUCCAAAGGAAAACCUGUACAACACCUCAAACUCGCUGGUCAAAAAGCUCUGCAACUUGUGCCGGAAUCCUAAGGUAUUUCGUAAACAGCGCGAUCAAUUUUUUAAGACCUUCGACUUCGACCGCUUUGCGGCACAUCAUUUGGUUCCAAAAUAUCUUGAGAUAUUGUAUAACAAUGUUAGCUGACGCUAUUGAACUGAUUCAUUUAAGUUUGCUCUUUUUUGUUAUAUUAUUCUUUAAGAAUAUUUAUAAUAAAAUGAUUUUUACACAA
Molecule: messenger RNA, 1243 nt
Organism: Drosophila ficusphila
Lineage: Eukaryota; Metazoa; Arthropoda; Insecta; Diptera; Drosophilidae
Product: glycosyltransferase-like domain-containing protein 1-like
Exons: 3
Coding region: 34-1158 (374 amino acids)
Molecular function (GO): glycosyltransferase activity
Source: RefSeq, a predicted model, not a curated record